Diatraea saccharalis (sugarcane borer) is the source of this 423-nucleotide messenger RNA. The record is from the annotation of a GenBank genome assembly. Lineage: Eukaryota; Metazoa; Arthropoda; Insecta; Lepidoptera; Crambidae.
UUCCUUUUCCGGUUCUGCAUCAAAGCUGUAACCAUGCCGCUCGCAAUUGAUUUACUUCAUCCUUCUCCCGCGUCGGAGAAGAGGAAACAUAAACUGAAAAGGCUGGUGCCGCAUCCUAAUUCAUAUUUUAUGGAUGUCAAAUGCCCCGGCUGCUACAAAAUCACAACGGUAUUCAGUCAUGCACAGAGGGUAGUCGUAUGCGCAGGAUGCUCUACAAUUCUCUGCCAGCCUACUGGAGGUCGUGCUAGAUUAACUGAAGGAUGUUCAUUUAGGAGAAAACAACAUUAAUUUCCUGGAGAGAGAGCCCUAUCUAUAAUUUAAGAUUUGCAUUUUGUUUCCGAGAGAAUGAGGGGAGUGAUAUUUUAUAAAUACAUUACCUAAUGGAUCUAUUGAAGCAUUAUUAAUAAAGGCUUUUUCAAAGGG